AAAAGUUUACAUGUAAUAUGGACUUAAUCAAAUGCAUGAAAUAAGUGGAAUAAACUUUAUUGUAAACUUUAAUUAAUGGCAGAUUUUAAACAGAAUCGUUCAAGAAGUGAGGGACAUGUAAAAAUUGAUAGAUUUUACAAAAACGAAAACACUAAUCGUAGUAUACCUGACAUUGCCGCUGGAACUCCUCUAAUGGAGGACAUUCAAGGUAGUUCUCAAGAAAGCAAGGGUGAGAGAGGAACAGAAAAAUACCACCAUGAGUCCGAUUCAGAAAAGAACAAGCACAAAUGGGGAGUGGCCUAUUAUAAAAACAAUGACUACAGUGGACCACAGGAUGAUGAUAUAAAUCCUAAUGAAUCGUUGGUGCAGGAGGUAUCCAGUACUGCUGUCCUGACCCCUCUUGAUGAUGACCUUGUCGGGGAGGAAGAUGAGAGAGACAAUUGGUCCGGACGGUUGGAUUUCUUGAUGUACCUCCUGGGAUACUCGGUUGGACUGGGAAAUGUUUGGAGGUUUCCAUACUUAGCAUACAGUAAUGGUGGAGGUGCCUUUGUAUUUCCUUUCAUUCUGAUGUUGUUUUUACUGGGUAUACCGUUGAUGUUCCUGGAGUUGGCUUUUGGACAGUUUGCUGCCUUGGGACCUGCCGCCAUCUUUGACAGAUUUUGUCCUUUGUUUACUGGACUGGGCUAUGGUAUGAUAGCUAUAUCAGGAAUGGUUGCUUUGUAUUACACAGUAAUCAUAGGGUGGUGUAUACUCUAUCUUUUUAUAUCCUUUACUGCUGUUUUGCCAUGGGAAGAUUGCCAUCCAGACUGGGCUACACAGUAUUGUUACUCAUACAGUGCUGCAGAUGCUUGUUCAGCUGUAAAUGGAAGUAUUUACUUCAAUCAGACUUGUUAUAACGCUACCUCGGCUAUUGAAGGAAAUAUUCAUCACCUUUUAAAUACAACCCAUGCAGAAAGACAUGCUCCUGCUCAAGAUUAUUUUGAGGUUGAAAUUUUGGGUUUGUCACCUGGUAUUGAAGUAAUUGGUAAUGUACGUUGGAAAGUUAUCUUAUGUUUGGCUGCUGCCUGGACACUUACUUUCUUAGCUUUAGGAAAAGGUGUCAAGUCCACUGGAAAGGUGGUAUAUUUCACAGCCUUAUUUCCUUACUUGGUAUUGUGUAUCUUGUUUUUCCGUGGGGUUACCCUCCCUGGUGCUAUGGAUGGCGUCCUAUAUUACAUCACACCGAGAUUUGAGAAGUUAACUGAAGCUAAGGUAUGGUCGGAUGCAGCAGCUCAGAUUUUCUUUGCUCUGAGUCCAGCCUGGGGUGGAUUAAUCACACUUUCAAGUUAUAAUAAAUUUCACAAUAAUUGUUUAAAAGAUUCGUUAAUAGUGUCGUUUGGCAAUAUUUGUACAAGUUUAUUUGCUGGCUUUGUGAUAUUCUGUAUCAUUGGAUACCUGGCCAAAGAAUUAGACAUGCCAAUAGAUAAAGUCGUAGAUGAAGGUGCUGGUUUAGCCUUUGUUGUAUACCCAGAUGUAGUGACUAGAUUACCUAUAUCUCCUCUGUGGGCUAUAUUAUUUUUUGUUAUGAUGAUCACCCUAGGAAUGGGUAGUGAGUUUGCUCUGUUAGAGACCUGCUUGACAGCCAUUCAGGAUACAUACCCAGAGUUGAGAAAGAAGAAAGUAUGGGUAGUACUAGUCACAUGUAUCAUUGGAUUCUGUGGAGGUAUCAUUGUUACAACUCAGGGUGGUAUGUUUGUGCUACAAUUGAUGGACAACUAUGUAUCUAGUUGGUCAGUGUUUAUUAUGGCUGCCGGAGAAAGUGCCCUGGUUGGUUGGGUUUAUGGAGCAGAAAAUUUCUUACGAGAUAUACAGAUGAUGAUUGGUCCAAUGUCAAGAAAAACACAAAUAUUCUUCACAAUCUUCUGGAAGUACUUAUCUCCCCUUACACUUGUUUCUGUACUGUUGUUUAACCUGAUCCAGUACAAGCCUCUUGCAUACGGAAAUUAUACCUAUCCAGGCUGGGCCAAUGGACUAGGAUGGGUCCUGUCACUCAUACCUAUGAUUAUUAUUACUGCUCUCGCCAUCAAGAAAAUUUACUAUACUCCUUCGGGCAACAUGUCACUUUUUCAGAAAAUCAAAUUUUUAUUGAAGCCAUCACCAGCUUGGGGCCCUGCACAUAAAGUUCCCACGUUUAAAAUGGAUGAAGAUGAUGAUGAAGACGAUGGAGUCGUAUCUAAUCCAAACUUUACGAUUACCAAUAUACGUGAGAUCUCAGCAUAGUUCUGAUAGCACCACGUGUGUAAUGCUCAAUGACCAGAAACACAAAUUAUUGCCUUGUUUUUAUACGGCUAAGCAGCAUUUAUGUUCAGAUAUUUUCAGCCAAUAUGAAUGUUUCUGAUUUAAGCAUGAAUGUACAUAUUGUUUAUGAUCAAGUCCAACCAAAUAUUCAUAAGGUUAGCAAACUCAAAAGACUUUAGCAUCAUGUCCAAUAGUUAAUUCUUUUACAGCAUCAAAGAUCUAAAGAUUGAAGUUUUAUGUUAAAGAAUGUGAAUCUCAUAAGUAAAUAUCUUUUAUUUUUGAAAUGUUGUAAAAUUUGUUAUUUUUGAUAGUUUUGUAUCAGUUUAAAAGAUUUCCGAUUCUCAACAUAAAGAAUCUCUAAUAUUUUAAGUUGUUUAUUUAUGAACAGUUGUUAAAAGUGUGUAAUUUUUGAAGUCUUAUUUGAUUGUUAACUGAGUAUUAUACAUGUAUUAUGAAUGAAAUUGUUGACAAUGUGAUUGAUUAUUUGUAUUGAAAAUGAAUUCAGAAUUAUCAGCAUUAAGUAUCAAUGGUCUUAAAUUAGAUGAAUGUAUGAUAUCAUGUGAGCAAUAUUUCAACAGAAAUCAAGAUGAGACUAUAAAGAUGUGAAAAUCACCUAGAUUACACAUGUAGCUUGAUUUUUGUAUGUUUCAACUUUGGCAAUAACCAGCCAGAAAAACACAUUAUAUUCUUACUCAUAUCAGUAAUGACCAUGUGACUACUUCAACAGUUGAUCCAUUCUGAAAUUGCUAAAACUAUCCCUUUGGUAAUAUUUGUGAUAAACUGAUCAGGUUCUUAUUUAUAGGAGCUCAGGCUCUGCUGUUAUAGUUCAGGAUAAAAUGUUGACAAAGUUUUAGUUCAUUGAUAUUUAAAUUUUUGUUGGGUAUUUUUAUGUUGUAUUUUAAAACUUUUAAUAUUUUAAAAAUCAUACCAAAGCCUUUCUUUAUGUAAACAAUGCAAAAGUUAGAACAGUUGAACAAAGUCGGUAAAAAGUAUUUUGUGGAACUGUUUAUAAUUUGUCUGAUAGUCAUUAACAUUGUAAGAAUGAGAAUGGUAUAUUAUUUUGUAUUAAUUUAUAAAUAAUUAUAUCAGCCUAGGUGUAGUGACAACUGCAAUUUAUACCUUAUCCAUCGAAUUUCAUGAUUAAUAAAUACCAGGCGUAACGAUAUUAUAAAGUGCCUUGAACAUCAAUUUAACGAUGUUAGGGUAGAUCUGAUUCUGUAAUUCCGCCCCAAGUGGGACUUGAAUCUGUACCUCUCACUUCUAUGACAAUACCGCCUAGCAUAUAAAUGUGCAGGUAAAUGUAUAUUCAUGAAUUCUUUUCAAACUAUUUAUUCCUUUUAACUACUUUGAAAGUUUUAAUGUAGAUUCUGUUGUACACUAUGAGACAUACACAAUAUAUUCAAACAUUUGAUUAAUUUUAUUAUGAAUUAAAUAUUUUAUUUAUUUUACUAAUUUCAAACAUCAAUGCCUUUCAGAGUAAUUGCAUAUUUUAACUUUGUUUAACAUCUGGGUAUGGAGUCAGGCCUGUUAUUUUAAUUUAGAACAAAUUAUGUUAAAAUGUUCCUAUUCUUUAAAAAAUAUCAAAUUUGUAAAAUAGAAUUCAUCCCAAAUAUCCCAUGAUAACUAUUUUUACAUGCAAGAUUUCUUUAUGAAUAGGAUCACAUGAUUUUAAAUACUUUACACUUGUUAUAUUUAUAUUGUUGUUUGUUAUGUAUUUCAGUUUUUAUUCAAAAUAAGUUUUACUGCCCUUUAAUCUCAGUUCAAUGAUAUUGAAUUCUUUUAGAGUUGUAUCUUACAUAUAAGUCAAAAUAUCCAGUUUAAUAUUUCUCAAAUUUGCUUUCUCUGGUUCUCUACAUAUUUGAAAUUUAAAGAGGUGUGUCAUUAUGUCUGUCUGUCACAAAAUUUGCAGACUUAAAAUCUCCUAUGGUUUACAUAGAAAUUGGAAGACAUUUCACAGUAUUGCUUUAGAGGUACAAACUAAACUAUUUUGUGGUUAUUUACUUGUGUUGAAAGUAAGCUUAUCUGUUAUCCUUUAAAAAGUUUUUUUUUUAAUUUUACAUAUUUAUUUACUUGAGAUUUUAAAUAUUAGUGCUGUAAUAAAAACUUUAAUUUGAAGGUCUUUUUAUACUUGGCAUUUUAAAUAAUAGUGCUGUAUAAAUAACCUUUUAAAUUUUGAUAUUUUAAAUAAUAGUGCUGUAUUAAAAACUUUUUUAAUUGAAAAGUUGAUUUUAGCUAAUAUACUGUAUUCAGUUUAAUUGGCUGCUUUUAUAAAAUCUACCAAAAGAAAUAUCCUUUAAUUAAUUGUUGAAAAAGUUUAUUUCUUUUUAUUUAUAUCUAUCAUGUUGAUUUUUUUUUUCAUUUUUGUGGUUAAUUACUAAUUUUGAAUAAUGAUUAUCAUUCAAUAAUUAUGAAGUUUUAAAUUUAGAAACUCAAGAUUCUUAGAAUAAGAGCAAGAAGGCAAACUGCAGUGAGAGAGUAGUUUGUUUUACUCCACCACAAUGAAGUUCUUAUCUGAUGCAAAAAGUGAAAAUGAAUUAUUUAAAUGUAUAAAAAAUGUAUGAGUUUAAUGAACUGUGAUUUUAAUAGGGCUAUGUAAAACUGUUCAAACAUUGCUAGAAUGAAUUUUACUGAUUUUUGUUGUGGUCCAUAAAUGUUUAUGAUAACAAAUGAAAACGAAGCAAUUGUGCAGUUAAGAUUAGGAAUCAUAACGUUAAAUAUGAUUUUGUUGAUGAUUUAUUCCUUGAAUUUUAUAUUAUUUUAAUUGUCAUAGGAAAGUGUCUUUUGUCAAACAAAACAACAAUGUAAAUUUACAGAACAUUAUCAGACUUGAGAUAUUGGUUAAUGAAUAACUUUUAUUGAUACUCUUAAAUAUUAAUCCAUUAUUUAAUCUUUUAAAUUUGACUUUUUUGGUUGAGAUUUGCAAAUAUAGAAUUAAAAUUAAUUCUGCAAAUAUUCAAUAGCAAUUCAUUUCCAUGUCUCUUGACGAUCAUUAAAUCAGUCUAUUUUUAGUAAUUUCAAAAAGAUUAAGUUCUAUAAUUGGGAGACUUUUCACAUAGAAUGGUCUGUAUGGUAAACAAUCAAAUUUUGCCAAACAUUUGGGCUUCUUAACUAGGAGAUCACCAACUAAAUUUACAUUGUCUGGCUUGAAAUAUUUCUGAGUAGAACACUAUUAAAAAUCAUCUAGAUCUUAAGAACAAAACUUAUUUGACAUAUGUAACAAUCAGAAUGAAUUAUACAUAAUAUCAUAUUAAACUUAUUUAAUUCUACAAGCUCAUAACAAUCACCAAUUUUAUAUAAAUACUCUUUUUCCAAAGGUAUUUACACAAAGCAGAUUAACUCAUUGUACGUUACACACAUUUAUUUAUAAUGUUGAAAUUUCUGAAGGUUGUUUGCUUGUUUCAUUCCCUGGAAGUUAAAUACUCAUUAAUAUCGGUUAAAUUAAUGAGAAAACAAUCUUGACAUGGUAAUGCUGAUCUUUAUAUCUUCUGAAAAUGAAAUUGUUAACAUUACCCUGAUCUCUUUAGUCCUCUGUGAUAUUACUGCUACUUUUGAUCUCAGGUUCAAAUGACUAACAACUUAAAUGUAUAUCUUAAAAUGAUCCUCAGUAUAAAAUGCUUCUGGUGAGUGGUGACCAUUGUAUUUUCCACCUUUAGAACUCCAAGUGAAAAUGUGUGAAUCCUAACUAAUCAGUUCAAUAAUUUUGUUCAGUUUUAUACAAUUCAACUUUCGUUUUGUUUUAACUUGAGUAGGUUUUUGCUGUUUCUUUUUUUUUGUUCAUUGUAUAUAUGAUGGCUUCAUUGUUGUAAAUAGACAUUAAUCCAGGGUUUGUUAUUUGAUUAUAUAAUGCUGAUAUUUGUUUAAAAGCUGUCAUUCUUUUUAUUUUUCUGAUACUUUUGUGAGCAUUUUACGAUUUGGCAUAAAGCUGUGCUUUUCUGUAUAUGCCAGUACCAAAGUGGCAUUAUUCAGUUGGGAUUAAAAUGUCCCCAGUUGUUGUUCAGAAGUCAUGCUCACUGUUAAAGGCUGCCAUCAUUUAAAUUUAUAAGCAAAUUCCUAGAGAACAUGCAAACCAUAAUGUGCAUGAUUCUAUUCCAACAUUCAUUGUUUGAACAUUUCUUUGGUUUCAUGUGUGACAUAAAUGUUAAUAUGAAUUAAUGUAUUUGUUCAUCACAUUUAUUUAUGAUUUUAUUUUCCAAGUAAACUUUAAUGAGGAAUGAUUGUUAUGUAAAUAAAAUGUAAAUAAUGAUAGGUGACUGGUUUUAUAGUGUAAGUAACAUGUAAUAUUUAGUUCUACCAUAUAUAUCAUUUUUUCUUACGUUUCUCCAAAAUCAAUGAAAAUAAAUCUUUUUCAUUUUUAGCAUAAUAAAUCCAGAAAUUACUCUAACCUUCAAUGUAAUCUUUUGAAAUCUAAAAGAGUGGUCAAAACAACAAAUUACCUUCCAGAGAAUAAUGUUUAAUCUUUACUACAAGUACUGAUUGAAAGGUACAACAAAACUUAUAGAAAUUCACUUGCAGCUUGUCAUAUUUGGUCUGUGAAUAAUAAUAUGAAUACUGCAAGGUUAUUUGCAACUUUCAAAUCCCUAAAUUACUUUACUUUGAAAAUCCAUCAAUAGAUUACUAACAGUUGUUGUUUUUUCCCCUUUAAACACUUUUUUUCUCUUUACCCCCACCUUUUACUUUUAAUCAUCCAUUAAGACAAUAUAUGGUUUCUCUUUGACAUAAGAUCUAAGAUUUGAUCCAACACAUAGGCUCUAUUUCACAAUGUAUGAAAAUCUUAUAUUAAAAUGUUCACUUGUCCAGAUUUGAUUAUUUGUUUAUGAAUUAAUUUUGUUUUAUUUUUGCUUUCCAUGUAGCUUAUUGACAUGACUUUCGCUUGUAUCUUUAUUAAAAUAUUUAUUUAGCUUUAAAACUUGAUUAAAAUUGCUUGUAUCUUUUUUUUUAAUUUAAUAAGCUUUAAAACUUGAUGACCUGUGAAACAAAAUGAUUUUAUCACAUUUUAAUUUAUAAGAUUAUUUUACUUUAUAUUUUGCAUAAUAUAAACAGUGAUCAAAGUUUACUCAUAUAUUUAGUUACAAUGAAUCUCACUUUAAAAGCUUUACUUGUGUGAUCAAAUGUUGUAUAGUUUUUGUGAAGUUUGCUCAAAAUAAGAUCAGUAUCUUUGCAUAUCAAACAUUUUAUAUUAAACAGAAGAUAUACAAUUAAUAAACAUAGUUUAGCCUUUAGUCAACAUGAUAUGCACAUCCAAAGGUGUCAAAAAUAUUGUCUGUGUUUAGUCAGAAGACUGAGUACUAUGUAAUCUAUAGCUAAACCUUAGUCAUUAAAAAACUUUAUAUUAAGUUUAAUUUACUGUAUUUUUUCUAAGUAAUUAUUAAUGAGAAAGUUAAAUUGGAAUGAAUUUAAGAUCUAUAAAAUCUAAUUGAUAACUAAUCUUUAGGCAGAUUGACAACAUUCCUGUCUGGGUAAAUAUUUUUAACAGAAAAAGAAUUUUGAGAAGGCACUUUCUAUUAUCUGUAUACUCCUUUAAAGUUAUAAAAAAAAGUUCCAAUAUUAUUGACUUUUAAAAAAAAAAAAAAAAAAGUUUCCGUACCAUGGGUGGUCCCAUUAUUUACUGGGUCUUGACAAUUUGUUUUCAUCUUUGCCCAUUUUUCAUAGUAUUGGAUAUUUGGAGUACCAAGGUUGCAUGAGUUUACCAUUGUUAAUCUCAAUUUAGAACUGACCUGUUAGUUUAAAUACAUUAUUUUUACAUGUCAAGUUUUGAACAUUAUUGUUCUGAAUCUAGUGCUUUGAGCUGAAUCUCCUGCUAUAUAUAACUGUGUUGUGUUGAAUCUCUUACUUCAUAUUUUAUGUUUUACUGUAUAUAUUUUUUGCUACCGUGCCUUUAUUUUGUGUUAUAAAUGACAUUGUUAUUUUGAAUUGAUCAAAUGCUCACUCCUAAGUGUCUUGUUUAAAAUCAUAGUGCUCACAUUUUAAUUAUUAGUUUACAACCUAAGUGCUGAACACAAAUUUCUAAAUUUAUUUGCCGAAUGUCUAAGUGCUACCUUUUUACAUCAUCUUUGAAAUAAGAUUUUAUGGUACAAUCCUAAAAAAAUAUAUGUUUAAUAUCUAUGAAGCACUUUGCUUCUGAAAUUGACUGUAUGAAUACUUCUGUCAAUGUAGACAAGCUGGAUCAUUGCAUAUAGUUUCAAAUAAUCACUUUUUCCAAAAGCUAUGUUGUUUUUGCAUUUAUUAGAUGUUUAUUUAUAAGACGAAUCAAAACUGUUUUCUUUAUAAAUUCAUAUUCAAGGGGCAUUUCUGUUUAAAGACUGAACAUUUUUAAUCACCAUAAUGUUAUUAUCUUAAUCAUGUGUUUAGGGUUUUAGACCAUUAUAAAACAUUUUCCCAUAAAACAAUCAUUUGAAAGUUAAAGGCUGAUAUAUUUUUUUCCUUAAAAGAUUUUCCACUGACUAAUAAAACUGUAUUUGACAAUAAUUUCCAAAAUUAAAAGUUUAGUAUUAUUCUUGACUUAUUAAUUAAAUUCCAUACAUGUAUCAAAAUCUCAUGUUUUUGUUGCUAAUUUUUUUGUGACCAUCAAAAAAUAUUUGAUUAUCUAUUAUUUAUAAGUAGUAAAGUUAAUAUUAGGGUUAGAUUUGUGAGUGAUUUUUUUUUGCAUACUUUGAAUGUUUCAAGUAAUGGGUAUACAUUUUAUUUAAUCAAAUUCUUUGUUGCUUUGUUUUAUUUUUAUUCCGUGUGGUUAUAAAUUUGACUUUGUUGUAUAAAAGGUGGUAAACAUGUACAGAGUAAUUACCUGUUGUCAAUGCUUAACUGAUUUACCUUUAAAAUACUUAUAUUUUUUUUUCCAAUACAGCCUUUGGCAGCUAUUUUAUUGCACAAAUCAUAUUUUCCUUGCUUUUAAAUAAAUGAAAUUGAUGAACAAACAAUGAAUUGCCACAAAGUGUUUCAUUUUAAUAAAGAAUUUGCUUGAAA
Mytilus trossulus (common blue mussel) is the source of this 9237-nucleotide messenger RNA. Its product is annotated as sodium- and chloride-dependent glycine transporter 1-like. Lineage: Eukaryota; Metazoa; Mollusca; Bivalvia; Mytilida; Mytilidae. Gene Ontology annotation, cellular component: plasma membrane. Gene Ontology annotation, biological process: sodium ion transmembrane transport. The transcript has 16 exons. The coding region runs from base 76 to 2259 and encodes 727 amino acids. The record is from RefSeq and is a predicted model, not a curated record. Gene Ontology annotation, molecular function: L-amino acid transmembrane transporter activity.